Molecule: messenger RNA, 5435 nt
Organism: Cryptotermes secundus
Lineage: Eukaryota; Metazoa; Arthropoda; Insecta; Blattodea; Kalotermitidae
Product: insulin-like receptor
Exons: 23
Coding region: 299-5212 (1637 amino acids)
Biological process (GO): positive regulation of MAPK cascade; glucose homeostasis; multicellular organism development
Cellular component (GO): axon; insulin receptor complex; membrane
Molecular function (GO): ATP binding; insulin receptor substrate binding; insulin receptor activity
Source: RefSeq, a predicted model, not a curated record
CUUCCGCGGAGAGUGUUGAACGUUUUGUAACGUGUCGACGUGAAGGUGGGUCGUUGGUGGGAGGUGAAGCCGUCAUUGGACGCGACAAGACCAACACCACUUCAAACAUUCACCCAGAAGAUGGCAACUAUGUUGAUUGUCGACACGCUGUAAAACCCUGUAGCCUCUAGUCGACGUGUUCCCGAAGGCCGAAGUCAUAUAUUGAGCCCCAGCCGUGAGAUGGGUUUGUGGAUAACGCGUGUGUAGACAUGCAGGUUCUUUCGGCGGACGUGACUGGCGCCUGCGCCCUAGGAGGCCAAUGGGAGUCCGGAGCGCGCAGGCACUGAGGCAGUGUUGUGAGUGGAGCGCAGACGUGUGUGUGCUGCGUGUGUUUGCUGAGCAGGGACGCCGCCUGUCCGGCGGAUGUGCUGAUGGGAUGGUUCCGAAGAAUGCAGUAUCCGCUCGCAUGGUCGUUGUGAAGGAUUCAUUAUUAUGUGACGGGGACGUUCUGGAAAGUAAACGUUCGUGUGACAGGGACGUUGUGAAGGACCAGUUAACGUCUGACAGGAACGUUUUGUAUUGUGCCGGUGUUGCGAGCAGCCCCAUAUCAUGUGACCGGUGUACGGGGCCGAUCGGAGUGCAAUGUGCUGAGGCGGGGAAUUCAGUAUUAUGUAAUUUGGAUUGUGUGGAGGAGCCAUCGGAAGGAGACAUGGGUUUGAAACCGGGCUCGGUUCGUCAUGAGGGCUACGAACCGCCGCACUGUAACUUUUGUGUUAUGAACCAUUCAUUGACCUGUGAGGUCGCCAGAGAACGGCUUGGAUCGGGUGCAGGGGAACACCCGACGGACCAGAGAGUUGAGAACUCCUCGUGUGACGCCCAGCGUGCGCGGUGUAGCGAAUUUGAAGACGCUAGUGACGCGAAGCAAGGCAGGACCUGUGUGAAGGACGGCGAUUCCCUGUGCAAUUGGAGGCGUAGACGCCGUGGUGUUGUGUGGUGGUUGCUUCUAAUUUUACUCGGGGCGGCGCCCCUGGCGUCGGGACAACUGCGCCCCAAUACUGACAUCACUACCAGUCGCGCAGAAGGGGUGUGCCAGAGUGUUGACAUCCGGAACAGCGUGGCCGCCUUCCGGCGCCUGUCGGGGUGCCGCGUGGUCGAGGGCUUCGUGCAGAUCGUGUUGAUCGACCACGCGACGGAAAGCAGCUUCUCGAACCUGACGUUCCCGGAACUCCGCGAGAUCACGCACUACCUGCUGCUGUACCGCGUCAACGGGCUCCGGUCUCUGGGCAAACUCUUCCCCAACCUGACCGUCAUCCGCGGGGAGAUGCUGUUCCUCAACUACGCCCUCGUCGUCUUCGAGAUGAUCCACCUGCAGGAGCUGGGCCUCUACUCACUGACGGACAUCUUACGAGGUGGUGUGCGCAUUGAGAAGAACCCUCUGCUCUGUUUUGUGGACACUGUGAACUGGGACCUGAUUGCUAAAGCGGGGCACCCUUCAAUUGCAGGCAACAGAGUUCAGAAUGAAUGCCCAAUGUGCCCACACGAGAAGUUGCAGUGCCACAAUUCAAGUAUCAAAGGAUCCCUCUGCUGGAACUUUCAGAAAUGUCAGAAAGUGUGCCCUGACAGUUGUGGAAACAGUACCUGCAUGUCGGAUGGACGGUGCUGUCAUGAGUUCUGCCUGGGGGGUUGCACAGGACCUGCACCUGAAGAUUGUGUGGCGUGCCGUGACGUCGUGUUUGAGAAGAGGUGCUUGAAGCAGUGUCCUGCCCAAACAUACAAGUAUUUAAAUCGACGCUGCAUCCGUGAAGACGAGUGUCGGAAUAUGAGCAGACCGCGUGAACGCAACUAUGAACUCCGCCUGAAGCCUUAUAAACCGUUCAAUAACUCUUGUAUCUUGGAGUGUCCUGCCGGGUACGUGGAGACUGAGGUUGCACCUAACAAGUACUCCUGCAUCCGCUGCUCCGGACCAUGUCGGAAGGAGUGCCAGGGCGUGAGUGUGGACAGUAUCGCGGCUGCCCAGAAGAUGCGUGGCUGCACAUACAUCAAAGGAUCACUUGAGAUUCAGAUCCGUGGAGGCAAGAAUGUUGUGAAGGAGCUUGAUGAGAAUCUGAGCAUGGUGGAGGAGAUUGAGGGUUACCUGAAGAUCGUACGCUCCUUCCCCCUCAUUUCGCUCAACUUCCUGCGCAAACUAAGAGUGAUUCAUGGCAAGACUCUGGACAGUGGCAAGUACUCAUUCGUGCUGUUGGACAAUCAAAAUCUGCAAGAGCUCUGGGACUGGAACACACGCCCAGAGGACCUGCGCAUCGUGAAUGGUCGCCUGUUCUUUCACUUCAACCCGAAGUUGUGCCUGUACAAGAUUGAGAAGCUGAAGCAAGUAGCCCAGCUGCCAGACUUCACUGACCUUGAAGUUGCAGCCAAUUCCAACGGAGAUAAGGUCGCAUGUAACGUGACCGUGCUGCGUGCCCGUGUGACCAAGCUCGAUUACUACGCGGUGCUCAUUGAGUGGGAUCAGUUUGAGCACUACGACCCACGUACGCUGCUUGGCUAUGUUGUCUACUACAUUGAGGCCCCUUUCCGGAACCUGACUUUGUAUGAUGGACGGGACGCGUGCGGCGGUGACGGGUGGCACGUGCAGGACAUGGCAGUCAAUGUGACCAUCACCAUUCUCACUCACUUGAAGCCGUACACACAGUAUGCGUUCUAUGUGAAGACAUACACCAUUGCAACGGAGCGCAGUGGCGCACAGAGUCCCAUACAGUACUUCCGCACUCUACCUGCCUCCCCGUCUCCACCCAUGGCACUAGACGUGAGCACAAGCACAAGCACUGAGUUGACCAUCAAGUGGCAGCCACCCCAGGAGCCAAAUGGCAAUGUUACCCACUAUGUGGUCAUUGGCACUUGGAUCAAGGAUGACGAGAGCAUGCUGGACCAGCGCAACUACUGCAGCGAGCCACUCAUACCAGAUAAGAAACCAACACUGCCCACCACAGUGGACGGCGCGGAGAAAAAGGAGGCAGACCAAUGUGUGUGUGAGGAUGAUAAGAGCAGCAAGGAGACAAAACUGAAGGAGAGAGAGGUGGCAGCUCAGAUACACUUUGAGGACUCACUCCACAACCUCCUGUAUAUCAAGCGACCGAGUCAGAGUCGUCGGAAGCGUGACCUUGAAGCCAUGUGGCAAGAUACAACAUUGGGGGUGCGCAGUAUGGUGUCCCCACAACUUGUAGAGCCAGCUGAGUUUGGUGAUCCAGACUAUCAGACCACGCCUCACAGAUACCCAGAUACAACUGAAGAGAAUAUGGACAUGAGGUCUCCGGAACCUGCUGCUCCGCCCGCCCAGCCUGAGUACAACUUCAAGCACAUAGUGUACGGGAAGACGGAAAUAGUGGUGCAGAACCUGUCUCACUACACGCAGUUCUCCAUUUCUGUUGAGGCAUGUCGUGAGAUUGUGCCAGAGGAGCCUAGCAACACAACAUCGAACUGUUCUCGCAAGAGCUUCAAGACGGGCCGCACAUUGUCCCUCAUCGGUGCAGACAAUGUGGACAGCUUGAAGCUCAUGGUGGAAGUGCUGAAUGAAACCCUUGGCACAGUGAGACUUAGGUGGGAGGAACCUCCAUCACCAAACGGCAUCAUCGUCACGUACCAGAUUGAGUACAAAAGCAUCGAAAACCCCAAUUACAGUCCCAUGGUGGAGUGCAUCACACGCAGUCAGUUUCUCAACAAUGGAAGCUCGUACAAGCUGCAGAAGCUGCCACCUGGUAACUACAGCCUCCGCGUGCGUGCCAUGUCUCUUGCAGGAUAUGGGGAAUAUACGGAGCUGCGUUACUUCUACAUAAAGCAUCCAUCAUCUUCAAGUCUGGAAUUCGUGAUUGCUGCUGUGUCCGGCAUUGCGGUAGUGAUGGGCAUGCUCUUCGUUGUGGUUAUGUAUCUGCGUCGUAGAUACAUGCCAGGGAUCCCGAAUGUGAAGUUGAUUGCUACUGUCAACCCAGAAUAUGUCAGUACAGUGUAUGAACCAGAUGAGUGGGAGGUGCCCAGGAAGAAUGUUGAGCUGCUCCGGGAGCUGGGGCAAGGGAGUUUUGGGAUGGUGUACGAGGGCAUCGUGCGCGAUGUUGUUGAAGGUCGUCCAGAGAUGCCAUGUGCAAUCAAGACAGUGAAUGAGCAUGCCACGGACCGAGAACGCAGCGAGUUUCUUAACGAGGCUUCUGUUAUGAAGGCUUUCAAUACACAUCACGUUGUACGCCUGUUGGGCGUCGUUUCACAGGGCCAGCCAGUGUUGGUAGUUAUGGAAUUAAUGGCACAUGGGGACCUUAAGACAUACCUGCGCUCUCACCGCCCAGAUGUGUGUGAAGACCCCAGCAAACAGCCCCCAACCCUGAAGCGGAUCAUGCAGAUGGCAGUGGAGAUUGCUGAUGGCAUGGCAUAUCUGGCUGGCAAGAAGUUUGUGCAUCGGGACUUGGCAGCCCGUAACUGCAUGGUCGCUGAGGAUCUCACCGUCAAGAUUGGCGAUUUCGGCAUGACUCGCGAUAUCUAUGAAACUGACUACUACCGCAAGGGUACUAAGGGGCUGCUGCCAGUUCGAUGGAUGGCACCAGAAAGCCUCAAAGAUGGAGUGUUCACAAGCCACUCCGAUGUGUGGAGUUACGGUGUGGUGCUGUGGGAGAUGGCUACCCUGGCAUCUCAGCCCUACCAGGGCCUCUCCAAUGACCAGGUGCUGCGGUACGUGAUAGAAGGAGGUGUGAUGGAGCGGCCAGAGAAUUGUCCUGAUCGCCUGUAUCAGCUGAUGAGGUUGUGUUGGCAGCACAAGCCGAUGACUCGCCCAUCAUUCAUGGAAUUGGUGAAGCUGCUUCUGCCGGAUGUGUCCCCUGAUUUUGUGAAAGUUUCGUUCUACCACAGCGAGGAGGGACGUGAACUAUAUGCCCCCCAACGUUCAGAACUGAUGGAUGAUCCAUCCACACCCCUGAGAGUGACACGCGACAUUGAAGAUUUCUCUUUGGACGGCGGAUCAGAUGACGAACGCCCAGAGAUCGACGUGGAGGCUUGUUUGCAGCCUCACUAUCAUGUCAUGUCUGUCCCAGUCACCCGAGUGAGUUGCCGCAAUCCUCCGAACAGCAAAAUCGGCAAUGGAAGUGCUGCCACUUCUCCAACUGCUGCGAAUGGCUGGGUGGUGGCACGCCAGAGCAACGGGACUAGCAGCGCCAACUCGACGGGCUCAGCAGACAUGAAGACUACUCAGUGUUGACACCGUGGUGAAUGUAGACUGCAACGAAUGUGUAAAAGCGUGUGCUAAUUAAUAAUAGUUCCUACCUGUGCCAGACCAUUCCACACCAAUGUGUAUGUUGUGACAGUAUUUGCAGAGGCGUGCCAAGUUGUGAGAGCUCUGUCUUCAUGUUUGAGGCAUAAGGCUGUAACUUAUCAACAGGAAGCCAUUUUAAACACAAGUAAUAAAAUGGUUUUGACUUGUA